AUGGCUCAUGAUCCCGACAAACGCGGCAUCCAAGUUGCCAGAGCUCACCGCAGCGGCGUGAUUGACAGUGACAAUGUUGAAGACGGCGAGGAAUGCGACAAAGAUGACGACAUUGACUACGAAAGCGAAAUCGGCGACCUUCCAUCGCUCACGGAUGUCUUUCUGCGGGGCGACUCAGGGUUUAAAAGUGCCGACCUCAGCUGCAAGGCUGCCACAUCACCCGCUCCCGUUGACAGGACGGGCAAGGAGUGCUGUUGUGAGGGCGACUGUGGGAAUAGUGGCAAUCCUAUCGCGACGACUGCCGCAGGCAUUCAGCUCGGUGCCAGCCAAGGCGAGUCAUGGAGAUCCCAUGUCGUCGUACAUCCGGCUGAUAUCCUCGACACCGCUACCUCUGACGACAGAAAUUCCACCUUCGAAGUCGCGGACCUAACCCCUCCCAGUGGUCCAUUCCCAACUCUGUCUGGAGGAUUUGCCGAGCCAGACACAGAGGGUGUGAAGGAUGCUCCAGGCAGCCUGGCGAAGUACAACACGCGUGACCCUGUAGGCGAAUGA
Molecule: messenger RNA, 552 nt
Organism: Rhinocladiella mackenziei CBS 650.93
Lineage: Eukaryota; Fungi; Ascomycota; Eurotiomycetes; Chaetothyriales; Herpotrichiellaceae
Exons: 2
Coding region: 1-552 (183 amino acids)
Source: RefSeq, a predicted model, not a curated record